Messenger RNA from Coccomyxa subellipsoidea C-169, 2253 nucleotides. RefSeq names its product sucrose synthase. Lineage: Eukaryota; Viridiplantae; Chlorophyta; Trebouxiophyceae; Coccomyxaceae. Gene Ontology annotation, biological process: sucrose metabolic process. The record is from RefSeq and is a predicted model, not a curated record. Gene Ontology annotation, molecular function: sucrose synthase activity. The coding region runs from base 1 to 2253 and encodes 750 amino acids. The transcript has 17 exons.
AUGCAGGCGGUUGUGUAUGACGGCUGUGUUGCUUUCGCCUUGAGGCCAACUGUGGGCCGAUACUUCCACUGCCGCAUCUGUGUCAGCUCCAUGCAAGUGGACGACCUCACAAUUUCAGAGUAUCUCAUGUUCAAGGAGAAGCUCCUGGAGAUAGAUCUGGAGCCCUUCAAUUCCCACUUCCCAAAGCUGACCAGGCCAAAUUCCAUUGGAGAAGGAGUCAAGUUCCUCAAUAGGCAUCUCUCCUCCAGGCUGUUUGCCUCCAACAACGCAGACUUCCACCCGAUCUUUGACUUCCUGCUCACGCUGUCCUACAACGGCCAGUCUCUGAUGCUCAACGAUCGCAUCAAGAACGCCCAGGAGAUGGGCAGAGCUCUGGACAAGGCAGACAACUUCCUGAAUGACCACGAUCCGGAGACGCCAAUCGAGGAGGUGGCGAUAGGGCUCCAGGACAUGGGAUUUGAGAGGGGCUGGGGCAACACAGUGGGGCGCGCGCAGAACACCAUGCACCUGCUCGCUGACAUCAUGCAGGCCUGCGACCCUGAAACCCUGCAGGCGUUCUUGGGCAGGCUCCCCAUGGGAUUCAAGGUGGUCAUUCUGUCGCCGCAUGGCUUCUUUGGGCAGCAGAAUGUCCUUGGCAAACCCGACACUGGAGGCCAGGUGGUGUACAUUUUGGACCAGGUGCGCGCGCUGGAGCGUGAGAUGCUGGCGCGCAUCUGGCAGCAGGGGCUGACGGGCGUGGAGCCCCAGAUCCUGGUCGUCACCCGCCUCAUCCCCGAGGCCCAGGGCACCAGCUGCGACCAGCGUCUGGAGCACAUCAGCGGGACGCACCACGCGCAAAUUCUGCGCGUUCCCUUCCGCGACGACAACGGCAUCCUCCAGCACUGGGUCUCCAGAUUUGACGUGUGGCCGUACCUGGAGCGGUUCGCGGUGGACGCCGGGGGUGAGAUCCGUGCUGAGCUGGGCGGCCGGCCGGAUCUCAUAAUUGGCAAUUACAGCGACGGCAACCUGGUGGCCUCGCUGCUCUCCUUCCACCUCAACGUGACCCAGUGCACCAUCGCACACGCCCUCGAAAAGACUAAGUACCCCGACGCCGACGUCAACUGGAAGAAGCUGGAUGAGGACUAUCACUUUGCGGCGCAAUUCACAGCAGACGUGAUCGCCAUGAACCACAGCGACUUCAUCAUCACGUCCACGUUCCAGGAAAUUGCCGGCACGCAGCACACUCUGGGGCAGUACGAGGACCACCAGUCUUUCACCAUGCCGGGCCUCUACCGCAUCGUCCAUGGCAUCGACGUGUUUGAUCCCAAGUUCAACAUCGUGAGCCCUGGCGCAGACAGCGACAUCUACUUCUCCUAUGACCAAGCCGACAAGCGGCUGACCAGCCUGCACCCGGAGAUCGAGGAGCUGCUGUUUGGCAAGGAAGAGGCGCCCCUGGCAAAGGGUGUGCUCAAGGACCCCAGCAAGCCCAUAAUCUUCUCCAUGGCACGCCUGGACCACGUGAAGAACCUGACAGGCCUGGCAGAAUGGUUUGGCGGCAACAAGCGGCUGCGCGAGCUGUGCAACCUGGUCAUCGUGGGAGGCGUCGUGGAUCCUGAACAGACAACUGACAGGGAGGAGAAGGACCAGUGCAAAAAGAUGCACAUCAUCAUCGAGGAAUAUGGCCUCCAGGGCGAGCUCAGGUGGCUGGUAGCGCAGAAGAAUCCGGUGCGCAACGGCGAGAUCUACAGAUAUGUUGCCGACAAGCGAGGGGCGUUUGUGCAGCCGGCGCUGUAUGAGGCAUUCGGGCUGACAGUGGUUGAGGCCAUGAGCUGUGGCCUGCCUGUCUUUGCAACCAUCUGCGGAGGCCCCGCAGAGAUUGUGGUGGACAAGAAGUCGGGCUUCAACAUUGACCCCUACCACGGCAGUCAGGCUGCAGAGACAAUGGCAGACUUCUUUGAGGAGAGCACGAAGAACCCGGAGCGCUGGCUGCAGGUCUCUCAGGGCUCCCUGGCACGCGUCCAAGAAAAGUACACGUGGACGCUCUAUGCUGACAGGCUGAUGACACUCAGCAGAAUCUACAGCUUUUGGAAGUACGUCAGCGAUCUUGAGAGGCGGGAGACGCGCAGAUACUUGCAAAUGUUCUACAUCCUCAUGAUGCGGCCCCUCAUUGCAAAGGUGGAAAAGCAGCAAGCAGAGGAGCGUGCCAGGAAGCAACAGGCAGCCGCAGAGAAUGGCGAUGGCAAGCAACACAGCAAGGUGGCAGAAUUCUUUUGA